Messenger RNA from Durio zibethinus, 2735 nucleotides. Its product is annotated as transcription factor MTB1-like. Gene Ontology annotation, molecular function: DNA-binding transcription factor activity; transcription cis-regulatory region binding; protein dimerization activity. Gene Ontology annotation, biological process: regulation of DNA-templated transcription. Lineage: Eukaryota; Viridiplantae; Streptophyta; Magnoliopsida; Malvales; Malvaceae. The record is from RefSeq and is a predicted model, not a curated record. Gene Ontology annotation, cellular component: nucleus.
CCAAUUACUCCAACCAAUUAAAAAUUUAACCUAAAUAAUUUUAACCAUGGUUAAUUUUAACCCUAAUUCCCCUUCCUUAACCAUGGUCCAUUUCUUGCAGUUAGGAGUUUAGAAAUGAAAUUCCCGUCUUCCCCCUCAAAACUCUUCCUCUCUCUUUACAAUCUCAUGAUUUGUUUCAACUAGGGAAAUCAAAAGAAGGCUUGGCUUGUUUCUUCUUCCGCUUUUUUUUUUUUUUUUUGUGAAAUCAAAAGAGGGAAUUUUUUUUUAUUUAUUUUGUGGUUUGGACAGUGCCCUGUGAUUUUUCAACGCUCUUCUGCUGAUCCCAAAUUUGCUUUUCCAUGUAAACUGAUGAAAAUUGAAGUGGGUAUGGGAGGUGGGGCUUGGAACGAUGAAGAUAAGGCUAUGGUUGCUGCUGUUUUAGGAACAAGAGCAUUUGACUACUUGAUAUCAAGCUCAGUUUCAAAUGAGAAUCUUUUAAUGACUGUAAAUAGUGAUGAAAAUCUUCAAAACAAGCUCUCAGAUCUUGUGGACCGACCCAACGCUUCUAAUUUUAGCUGGAACUAUGCCAUUUUUUGGCAAAUUUCAAGGUCCAAGUCCAGUGAUUGGGUCCUUGGUUGGGGGGAUGGGUGUUGUAGAGAGCCAAAAGAAGGAGAAGAAUCUGAAGUUACUCGGAUUCUCAAUCUGCGGCUGGAAGAUGAGACUCAGCAGAAGAUGAGGAAAAGGGUUCUGCAGAAGUUGCAUACUUUGUUUGGUGGAUCAGAUGAGGACAAUUAUGCUCUUGGAUUGGACAGAGUUACUGAUACUGAGAUGUUCUUUUUGGCAUCCAUGUAUUUUUCUUUUCUGCGAGGAGAAGGCGGUCCAGGGAAGUGUUUUUCAUCCAGGAAGCAUGUUUGGAUCUCGGAUGCAUUGAAAUCAGGUUUGGAUUAUUGUGUUAGAUCAUUUUUGACAAAGUCAGCUGGAGUUCAGACUGUUGUUUUGAUCCCUACUGAUGUUGGUGUUGUUGAAUUGGGGUCAGUGAGAUCUGUUCCUGAAAGCUUGGAGUUGUUGCAAUCAAUAAGAAGCUCAUUCUCAUCGAAUUCAGCAUUGCUUAGGGCAAAGCAAAUGGCAGUAGCAAUACCAGUGGUGAAUGAGAAGAAAGAUGAAAAUAUAGAUUUCUUGAAUUUGAAGAUUGCAGAGAGAGUGGAAGGCAUUUCAAAGAUAUUUGGGCAGGAUCUGAAGAACACUUCACAUGAUCAUUCCAAUUAUCGAGAGAAACUUGCUGUUAGAAAGAUGGAAGAUAGAACAACAUGGGGGGCUUAUGCUAAUGGUGGUAGGCUUUCAUUUUCAAGUAAUCAAAAUGGUAUCCAUGGUUUAGGUUGGUCGCAUGUUCAUGGUUUGAUACAAGGAAGUCCAACAGAAUUUUAUGGUUCUCAAAACGCAGCAAAUAAUUUUCAGGACCUUGUUAAUGGGGCUGGGGAAGAGUUUUUACUUGAGAACUAUCAGUCACAAAAGCCAGUCCAAAUGCAGAUUGAUUUUUCAGGGGCUACUUCAAGGCCUUCUUCUAUUACUCAGCCAUUAAGUGUGGAAUCUGAGCACUCAGAUGUUGAAGCUUCAUGCAAGGAAGAGAAGCCGAGUGCAGCUGAUGAAAGAAGGCCCCGAAAAAGGGGUAGAAAGCCUGCUAAUGGUAGAGAAGAACCUCUUAAUCAUGUUGAAGCUGAGAGGCAGCGGCGUGAGAAGCUGAAUCAGCGGUUCUGCGCAUUACGAGCUGUGGUGCCCAACAUAUCAAAGAUGGACAAAGCUUCGUUGUUAGGAGAUGCAAUUGCUUACAUCAAUGAGCUUCAGGCAAAGCUUAAGGUCAUGGAAUCGGAAAGCGAGAAGUUUGGUAGUACUUCAAGAGAUUCAGCAGGGUUGGAUCCUAAUCCAAAUGUGGAGAAUCAUAACCGAGCUCCUGAUAUCGAUGUUCAAGCUGCUCAUGAUGAGGUUGUCGUAAGGUUAAGCUGUCCCUUAGAUACGCAUCCUGCAUCAAGAUUAAUCCAAACAUUUAAAGAAGCACAGAUUGAUGUUGUCGAGUCAAAACUUGUUACAGCGGAUGAUACUGUGUUUCAUACAUUUGUUAUCAAGUCUCAAGGAUCCGAGCAGCUAACAAGGGAAAAGUUGGUUGCAGCAUUUUCGCCCGGAUCAAAUCCCUGACGGUCAUUAUCAUCUCUUGGAUAGCACACAAUUGCAUUUAACAUAGCAAAAUUAUAGUGAAGAAUUUGAUUGGAAGCUUCUUCAAAGGUUUUUUUUUUUUGGUUACAUGGGAGGUCGUAGUGUGAGGAAAAGAGAAGAGAUUGUAGGUGUUUUGAUAUUCGAAUCCCAGACUGGUUAGAUGUUACCUUUACGGGUGGUUACAUGAUCCAAUUGAAUUAAUCUCAGAGUUUUUGUUCAGAGAUUUUUUAUAUACAUGAAGUGAUCCUUAAAAGAGCAGAAGUGCCUUGUAGGAGUAGAUAUAACUACUACUAAUUGACCAACUAGGGCAGCAAAUUUUCUAUGAUUGUUUAUAUUAUACAUAUACUGUCAUGAUGAGGUAUUUUUGCAAGAUGAAUUAAAUUUGUAAGUUUAACUAAUUAUGCUAUUGUUUUUUUUUUUAAAUUUCAGAUUGUCAAAUUUAACCUUUAGUAACUGAAUUGAGAGUACAAUAUUUUAUUUACAGAUCAUGCCGUUGAUGGCCAAUUAUGCUAAUGUUGGUUGUUUAGAAAUGAGUUUUUUUUUUUUGG